AUGUCUGAAUCAAUUGAUCAAACUAAGACCAAUCCAGAAAAUACAGAAAAACCAAAACCCUGUUGUGUUUGUUUAGACGAGAAGAAAAAGAGAGAUGAGUGUUUACUAUUUACAGAUGUCAAUAAAGAAGAUAGUAUGAUUAAAUGUAAAGAAUAUAUCAACAAAUACAAAGAAUGUAUGAAAUCAUAUGGAUUUGAAAUUUAA
Messenger RNA from Arxiozyma heterogenica, 204 nucleotides. It is a transcript of the gene COX17, whose product is annotated as copper metallochaperone COX17. Gene Ontology annotation, biological process: mitochondrial respiratory chain complex IV assembly. Gene Ontology annotation, molecular function: copper chaperone activity; copper ion binding. Gene Ontology annotation, cellular component: mitochondrial intermembrane space. The coding region runs from base 1 to 204 and encodes 67 amino acids. NCBI's taxonomy places the organism in Eukaryota, Fungi, Ascomycota, Saccharomycetes, Saccharomycetales, Saccharomycetaceae. The transcript has a single exon. The record is from RefSeq and is a predicted model, not a curated record.